AUUAAACGAAGCUUUGAGGCAAGGAACGAGUGUGGCGUUUUUGACUUGCGCGUUCCUCAUGUUCUUGUUCAUGUUCUUGGAUCUGAUUGAACCCUAAUCUAAUCUGAAAGCUUGGUCUCGAUCGUAACGAGACUCUGUUUCUCCCUCUCUCAGGCCAUGCGACUCUGCUCCUCCGCCAUCGCCCUCUCCAGAGAGGACUCCUUAUUCACUUUCGCUACUAUCUCCUUCUCUCUUCUCGAUUUCACCAACCAUGUCCUCCGAUACCCACGCCGCCCCUAAUAUCAAUCCCAAGGGUCUCUUCUGCAAUGCUGCCGCCGGUGCAGCCGCCGGAGUUAUUGCUGCUGCGUUUGUGUGUCCUUUAGAUGUCAUCAAAACUAGGCUUCAAGUUCAUGGGGUACCGCAGCUCGCUAAUGGAAAUGUUAAAGCACGCAGUAUAAUAGUUGCUAGUCUGGAACAAAUAUUACACAAGGAGGGGUUACGCGGCAUGUACCGUGGGCUGGCUCCCACUGCGCUGGCUUUACUUCCAAACUGGGCGGUUUAUUUUACCAUGUAUGAGCAGCUCAAGAGCCUUCUUCAUUCUGAUGAUGAAAGUCAUCAUCUUUCAAUUGGAGCUAAUAUGAUAGCUGCUUCUGGUGCUGGGGCUGCAACUACCCUGUUUACAAAUCCACUUUGGGUUGUGAAGACUAGACUCCAAACCCAGGGAAUGAGACCUGGUGUUGUGCCAUAUAGGAGCACGCUAUCUGCAUUGAGGAGAAUUGCCCAUGAGGAGGGCAUUCGGGGGCUGUACAGUGGCCUUGUACCUGCCCUGGCUGGUAUCAGUCAUGUUGCCAUCCAAUUUCCAACGUAUGAGACAAUAAAAUUUUAUUUGGCUAAUCAAGAUGACGCAGCAAUGGAUAAACUUGGUGCACGUGAUGUUGCAAUUGCCUCAUCAGUCUCCAAAAUUUUUGCAUCCACAUUGACAUAUCCUCAUGAGGUUGUACGUUCCAGACUGCAAGAACAAGGGCUCCACUCAGAGAAAAGGUACUCUGGUGUGAUUGACUGUAUUAGAAAGGUUUUUCAACAAGAAGGUGUACCUGGUUUUUACCGAGGGUGUGCCACGAACCUUCUGAGGACAACACCAGCUGCUGUGAUCACAUUCACCAGCUUUGAAAUGAUACACCGUUUUCUUGUUUCACAUUUUCCUUCUGAUCCACAUCCUCAAAUUUUGUGAUGAUUGAUCAUGGCGGUCAUCUGUCAUCUGUCAUCUGUAGCAGUAGAUUCCGAAACACAAGCUAGUACAGCUGAGUAAUCCUUCUCCUGGCAAUGCAGAUCCCAUUCUUUGUGAUUUUUAGUUUAUAUACGGUAGAGUCCCACAUCAUUUUAGCCAUAAUUGAGCCUGGUCUCCCUGGUCAAACUUGUGCAAGUUAUUGUCUUUGUAGGGAGACCGAGGGAUAAUUAUAGAUUCGAGAGUGAUAAUGACGAUAAAAAUGAUAAGGUGGCACGAGGAUGUCCUGCUUAUUUCAUUUGGAAACUGUUUAAAAUUAUCAUAUCCUGUUUAAGAUUCUC
Molecule: messenger RNA, 1545 nt
Organism: Gastrolobium bilobum
Lineage: Eukaryota; Viridiplantae; Streptophyta; Magnoliopsida; Fabales; Fabaceae
Product: nicotinamide adenine dinucleotide transporter 1, chloroplastic-like
Exons: 9
Coding region: 251-1210 (319 amino acids)
Biological process (GO): NAD transmembrane transport
Molecular function (GO): NAD transmembrane transporter activity
Source: RefSeq, a predicted model, not a curated record